Megalobrama amblycephala (Wuchang bream) is the source of this 2267-nucleotide messenger RNA. Its product is annotated as olfactory receptor 142-like. Gene Ontology annotation, molecular function: olfactory receptor activity; G protein-coupled receptor activity. Gene Ontology annotation, biological process: G protein-coupled receptor signaling pathway. The record is from RefSeq and is a predicted model, not a curated record. Bases 204 to 1151 code for a protein of 315 amino acids. Lineage: Eukaryota; Metazoa; Chordata; Actinopteri; Cypriniformes; Xenocyprididae. Gene Ontology annotation, cellular component: membrane. The transcript is spliced from 2 exons.
GAUUCUCGUCUGUUCCAAAAAGUUAUUUUAUAUUUGCUAGGUUGAUGAUUUUGAUUGCAGACCAGGAUUUUGUUCUGGACAUAUUUUCAAUAGGUGCUAAUUUGGAUAUUUUUCACCUUUGUGAAUCAGAUGGCAUCAACAUCUACAGUAUAUGCUGAUUAUAUGAUCAACUGUUAAAUAUUUGAUGUUAAUAUCUGUUAUCCAUGGGUAAUGUAUCUCAUUUUAAAACAAUUAUAUUGGCUGGUUACAUUGAUAUUGGGAAUAUUAAGUAUUUAUGUUUCAUUGUUUUGAUCCUGCUGUUUGUUGCAAUCAUAGUAGCAAACCUAUUAAUUAUUGGAAUUAUAUGUAAGGAGAAGUCCCUGCAUGAACCUAUGUAUGGUUUUUUAUGCAGUUUGUCUGUAAAUGAACUGUAUGGCUGCAUUGCUUUAUUCCCAUCCCUUCUAAGUAAUAUGCUACUGGCAAAGAUCCCAGAAGUUUCACUCACCCUUUGUCAUGCUCAGAUAUUUGCUUUGUACACUUAUGGAUCAAUAGAAUUCUGUAAUUUAGCAAUCAUGUCUUAUGACAGGUAUGUAGCCAUCUGUUACCCGUUAGAAUAUCACAGAAUCAUGUCUCCUGCCAGGACAGUUACAUUGAUUAUUCUGGGGUGGUCAAUAUCAAUUAUCAAAUUCUCCAUUACUUUUUCAGUGAAUGUACAGCUAAAGUUGUGUGGAAAUGUAUUGGACAAAGUAGGGUGUGACAACUACAUGCUUGUGAAACUGGCAUGCUCAGACACCACAGCAAACAACAUCUUUGGCAUAAUUGGUACCACCGUUACAGUUGUUGCUCCUCUGGCAUUAAUUUUGUUCUCAUAUGCAAAAAUUUUAAGAGUCUGUCUAAAGUCCACAAGAGAAAAGUCCCAAAAAGCUCUAAGUACAUGUACUCCCCACAUUGUCUCACUAAUGAAUUUCUCUGUUGGCUGUUCAUUUGAAUUGAUCCAAAGCAGAUUUGAUAAGGUGCCUAUGCCUCCUGUACUACGUGUGAUUCUUUCAAUUUAUUUUCUGAUGUGUCCGCCACUCAUCAAUCCUAUCAUGUAUGGUAUGAGACUUUCUAAAAUAAAAAGGGCACUUAAAAAUUUAAUUUACGCCAGGAGCUAUAUAAAACCUGUAUCAUAAUAGUGUGUAAAACUAUUGUUCAUUGUCACCUUUCAGGUACUAUAGAAAAAUAAGUCAUGUGCUAAGUCAUUGUCUACAAAAAACUGUUGUUUGUAUUUGUCCAAAAUAAGAAUAUCUUAUAAGAUUAAGAAUCUGUGAUAAUUAUUUUGAUUGAUGUUUACAUAAUGUGAAAAUAUUAUGUUUAAUAUCUGUUAAAAUGAAACUGAAACUAAAAUUAACUGCCUUAAAUGUUUUCUUUUUCAUUAGAAUAAUAUUGCUUUUGAAAUUAUUCUUAUCUUCUCUGAAAUUAAUAAAAAAAUUAAAAGAAAUGCUGAAAAAUCAAAAUCAACAUUUCUCAUCUCAUUUUUAAAAAAAAUGGAAUAUUGUAGCAUUUCCAAAGAGUAUAGAACCCAAGAGGCCAGGGCUGUGCACAGAUAUUUUGAGGGGCAGUGGUCCAAACCAAAAAAGGGGCACUAAAAGGAUGGUGGGGGUGGUGGUGGGGAAGACUCCACCUUCACUUUGACUCUUUUGAGGGGACUCUUAGGCAAUAUCAUCUUAAAAUAGAGAAUGAAUAACAAAAUAUUUACAAUCACAUAUUGUAACUAUUAUUAAGAUUAGUGCUAAUUUAAUUUACGUUGUUGUUUAAUUGAAUUUAAGUUGUUGUAACUAUUCUUACAUUCACAUAAUUUAUUGUCUGUCUUUAGAAUACUUCUAACUGUUUCUCUCAGCCACCGUGAUUGUCUGAUUUGGCUGAUGUUCAGUGGGCUCUCCCUCACUCUCUGAGCCUGCUUCAUCUUGAAGUGAAGUAUAAUUCAUUUAAUUAAAAAAAAUAUAAAGCAUAAAUCCAUACAAUGUGUUCCAAAUUAUUAUCCAAAUGACAUAUCAGUAGGAUUUCAGUAAAAUAAAAAUAAUUUUUCAUAUCUUUUUAGAUAACUGUAUCAGUCUCAGACAGCUUUGUUCAAUAGUUUGCCAGGUCUUCUUUGGUAAAUGUAAAACCUACUUAAAUAAGUUGUUCAUUAUUAAGCAAGUCACAGUUCUUGUGCAAUAUGGAGAGGAACAAAGAUCUUUCUGAAGAUGAAAAGCAUGAAACAAUGCUUUGAAAAGUAAGGAAAACAACUUAUAUUCUGCAAAAACUGA